Messenger RNA from Gastrolobium bilobum, 687 nucleotides. RefSeq names its product thiol-disulfide oxidoreductase LTO1-like. The transcript is spliced from 3 exons. NCBI's taxonomy places the organism in Eukaryota, Viridiplantae, Streptophyta, Magnoliopsida, Fabales, Fabaceae. Gene Ontology annotation, molecular function: oxidoreductase activity. The record is from RefSeq and is a predicted model, not a curated record. Bases 1 to 687 code for a protein of 228 amino acids.
AUGGCUACCUUCAGCUUGAGCACACUGUCACUAUCGUCUUCUCGUUUCUUCAGUCUCGGAGCUCUGACUCGCUUCCAUGGUUAUCCGAAACCUGUAUUACUGCCUCUCAAAUGUUCCUCUUCUUCUUCGGAUUCAGAUACCGCCAUGCCUCCUGACGGUUGGGCUUACAAGCUGAUUGCAGGGCUCGCCGGAAUCGGAUUCCUCGAAACCUCGUACCUCACUUACCUUAAGCUCACCGAAUCCGAAGCCUUUUGCCCCGUCGGCACCGCCGCCUGCUCCGACAUACUCAACAGUGAUUACGCCGUCGUUUUCGGUGUUCCUCUUCCUAUGAUUGGGAUGGCUGCGUAUGGCUUGGUUGCUGCUCUUAGUCUCCAAUUGGCUACAAACAAUUUAGCUUUUGGGAUUAACAAAUCGAAUGCUCAACUUGUAUUGCUUGGAAUCACAACCUCCAUGGCAGCUGCUAGUGCGUAUUUUUUGUACAUUUUAACCACGAGAUUCUCUGGGUCAUCUUGCUCCUAUUGCCUACUUUCGGUUCUAUUGUCCUUCACCUUAUUCUUUGUCACAGUGAAGGUUCUUGGAUUGCAAGAGACGUAUAAACAAGUUGGCCUGCAAUUGUUUAUUGCUAGCUUAGUAAUUCUCACUCUGAACACCUCCUAUAGCAAUUCUAAAUCUGCUUCCUCAAGGUGA